GGACAAGAAAUGAAAGUAAAAGCAUAGUUCUUUUUCUUUUGCUCUCUUUAAUCUUUACCAAUUCAAACGUGAAACAGCCCCAUUGUUAUACAAGCACGGUUGUGCAACUUGUUUCCACAUUCCUGUUAAUAAUUGAGACGUUAUCCGUUCUUGAACUUUUUAAUCUGCCUUAUCAUUUCCAUGCCUUCAUCAAGAAGAAACUGAAACUGAUAAAUCCCCAAUUGGUUUCAGUUUGAUUAGUGGCUCUUAGACACUAAAGAAGGAGAAAAAUAAAAGAUGUAUGUAACUAGGCCUUUGUCUAUGUACAGAAGAUCUCCAAGCACUUUGUCAAUACCACCACCAGAUGCUCCAUAUUCAGGUUAUCUAGUUAUCACGGAUGAGGAAGCGGAAGCCGAAGACGCGUGUUGUUGGCGUCUGUUCAGGCGUAAGAGAGUGAAGAAACUACCUUUCCCUCAGGACAAAAUCUUCUCAAUAACUCAUGGAUCAGAGUAUGAACAAACUUCAAACACCAAGGUUUGGUUUCUCCCUGUGCCUGAUCACCCUCUUUCUUCCAACCGCUACUAUGUCAUCAGAGCCAAAGGAAGAAACAAAGGGAAAGCAUGCAAAAGCUCAAGAGAGGGGGACAUAGUCAGUUGCUGCUUCACUGACCUCUUGAAUGACAAAGGGCCAAAGCCUUUCAGUCUGAAAGACUUGUACCAAAUUUUCAAGAUUCAUAGCCACCAGAGUGGUGGCUUUUUUGCUAAGUCCAUUGCUCCUGAUGGAAUUCCUCCCUCUUUCCUAAGGAAAAAAGGAUGGAGAAUUCAAAUAUCAGGCUCAUAUAAAUCUUGCAGACUAAGGGAAGCUCUAGGUGUUGAUGCCCCACUUAGGGAGAAGCUCCCAGAUUUUAAUUUUCCUAUCUCUAGAAAAAAUUCACCUCCUGUGGUUGUAGGAAACUGGUAUUGUCCAUUUAUCUUUGUGAGGGAAGGAUCAGCAAAAGCUAGACACCAAAUGAAGAAGUCCAUGUUUUACAGCAUGAGACUUGAGCAAAGGUGGGAAGAGAUUUACUCUUGUGGCAGUGAUGAAAGUGAAGGGGAUGUUGAUGUUGUGGUUGUGAAUGUACUUGUGGAAAGAGAGGUCGUUAGGGUCUCUGGCAUGGAAGCCUCAAAGAGUGGAAGAACUGAUGCUAAUGGUUUCUUCUGGUUUAGAGCAUAUAAUCCAUAUACUAGAAGAAGGGCUAAUGUGGGUUUAAGUUCAGCAAUUUUUGAACACAUGAGAUGGGUGGAAGAGCAAGGAGGUUGGGCUCAUGGCCAUGGGAAAGAAAGGAUGGUAAGAGUGAGAGAAGAGGUAAGGAGCCAGACUCAGUGGGUGAGGUUUGGGUGUUAUGUGUUGGUGGAGAGCUUCUGCCUUAGGACACUGGAUGGGAAAUUGGUGUUGAGAUAUGACUUUAGGCACACCCACCAUGUAAAAUUCAAAUGGGAGUAAGGAAAAAAGAUUAACUCGCCGUAGUUAACUCAAUUCAAGCUAGAAAUAUUCACAUUAUGAUGGGGUUAGCUCUCCCAACAGAAUUUAUUUCAGUCACAAGACUCAAACUUAUGCCUUGUAGCAUGUCCUAUUUGAACUAACCACUUGUUGGUGAUACUAUUGUGGUUCGCAAAUGAAUUUAUAUGCUCUCUUGAUCUUCUGUGUAUUUGAUAAUGAAAAGCAGCUUAAUUUCAAAUGUA
Lotus japonicus is the source of this 1700-nucleotide messenger RNA. RefSeq lists its product as uncharacterized. NCBI's taxonomy places the organism in Eukaryota, Viridiplantae, Streptophyta, Magnoliopsida, Fabales, Fabaceae. The transcript has 2 exons. Bases 277 to 1461 code for a protein of 394 amino acids. The record is from RefSeq and is a predicted model, not a curated record.